UCCAAGGGUUCUCCAAAAGAGUUUUUAUGAGGAAACGGAAUACACAAGUGGAAGUUGGGGACACUUAGGAUUUUGCUCUUUAAAACUCCUGCUUUAGCAUGUCGUGGAACAUUCAAAGACCCGACGGUGUCCCCGAAAUGGCGCCUUUGGAAGGCCAACCAUCUAUGAGCCAUUCACAACUUCUGAGUAACAGAGAUGCUUUGGAGCGAAAGCUCUCUCAAAGAGAACCCCGUCAGGAACUUGUGAGCAGAGGGAUUAUGCCUGCCGUUAGUGCAGCACCAGCAAUUCUUUCUCAGAGGACGAAGCUCGAACGAGCGAAGACUGGUGAUUUACUGCAGAAGAAAAUACGAACAAGGCCAAAUCGUGCCCAACUGAUUCAGAGACACAUUUUAAAAGAAACUCCUGGUGCAGUGGACCCUUCACUGAUCGACAAGCAAAUGCAACUGAAAAGGAAGAAACUGGAAGAUAAUCUCAAUGACAAACUAUCAUACAGACCUGGUCCCUUGGAGCUAGUGAAGGAGAAUAUCUUGGAAGCUGGUACUCCAAUGAGCCAGGCAGUGCAAGAGGGAACUGUGCCUUUUACUGAAACCACAGAUUACUUGCAGUCCCUCUCUCCUGAUAGUGUUGACUCUCCAGAUGCAUCUCCUUCACCAGAUUUGAGCCAUGUGUCUUCCCCUUCAAGUGUGGGUUCACCUCCAGCAUCAACAAGCAUAACAUCUUCAGUGCAAGCUCUUGCUUCUCUACAAGCACAGACUAAAAAACACACUCAGCAACAACAAGCAAAACAGCAGCAACAACAUCAGUUGUUUUUACAACAGCAAAAUGGCCUGAAUCUAAUAGCACCUACACAACUUCCAGUGCAGGUGUCAUCAACAGCACCAAAGAAGGAAACUGGAAAGUCUCGAAAGAAAGCAGCCAAGCCAAAGGUUAAAAAAUACAAGUAUCAUGAGUAUCGGCCACCUAAUGGUGAGGUGCAGAAAUGUGAUUUGCCAUCAGACUCACCAUAUGGUUUGUUAUUACAGCAACAACAACUUUACCUCCAGCUGCAAGUGUUAUACCAGAACUACCCCCAUCAUUGUAUGUUACCUUCCAUUCCAGAAAAUGUUAAACUUGGGGUGAAUGGCUCCAAGAAUGGCAGUGGUAGUGAUUCUGAAAAAACUGUCAAAAUUGAAGACAUGCGAGUCAUUGACAUGAGGAGAGCUCUGAAGGAACGUGGGCUUCCAGUGUUUGGCUCUAAAACAGACUUAAUUAAGCGCCUGAAGGAGGCUGGGCCUCUUCCAACAGAGGUUGCACCAAACUCAAAUAGUGCAGCCUCUGUUGUGGUGUCAACGCAAGAGCAGAUAACAACCUCUGCACCAAGUGUGUCUCAAGCUUUUCCCAGAACAACGACCCAUCCGCCGGUGCAGCGCUCGAACUCCUUGCCCAUGCAAAAUGCGCAAAAUUCAAGUUUAGAAGCUGUAGAGCAGUUGAAGAUGCAGAUAUUAGCAAAUAACCAAAGCCUUCAACAGCUUAGUGUGCCACCAGAAGUUCAGCAACAACUCCAGCAGCUUCAAUAUUUGAACCUUCAGUUACAACUGAAGCACCUAAACAUUCAACAGCAACAGAACAUCCAGCCAAAACCUCAAAAUACACCUGUCACCAAUCAGAAUGUAGCAAUGAAAAAGGAAUCUCUAACAGACACAAAUUGUUCUUUCAGCCCGCCACCUGAUCACAAACAAAUGAAGGAGCAAAAACCAUUAUUUGUAAUCCAACAACAGGGCCAACAUGUGCAAUUGUCACCUGGAAAUCAUUCUCCUCAGCAACAGCUUCUUCAUCAGCCACAACAGGUUGAUAAUGCUUUGGCUCAUUUACAGGAACAGGCUCAAUCAUUGGACCUAAGCCCUAGCAAUUUUGACUCAAACCCCAGCAGUGUGGAAAGCCAUGUUCUUCCUUGGGAUCAACAACAUCCCCUAUUUGAUGGAGAGAGCGAAUCAUUUCCAUCACCUGGUUCACAGCACUCAGACUUAUCAAACUUAUCACCCUUGCAAAUGGAUCAGCUUUCUCACAGUAUGGAUACUUUACCAAAUGGUAACCUUUUCCAGGCCAACAUGAAGCCAGAAAGUCACCAAAUGCAAAGGUCCUAUUCAGAGAGAUCUUCAUCUGAUUGCCCAGAUGAUUACUUCUUGAUGCUGCCACAGACAAAGCCACGGUCAUUGUCUGAACCACAGUUCCCUGUAUCAACACACAAACGAUCAUCAUCAUUUCCAUCAAACCCUUUUGCUGCCCCUCCACCAAGUUAUGAGGCUCACAUGGCUGCUCAGUCACAAAAGCAGAACAGAAACCUUUCAGUUGGGGGGCAGAUUGGUGGGGGCCUUGCCAUGCCAAGUACCAGUCCUAAGCAAGAAGAUAUGGAAUUGCCUUUAGAGUCUGUUAUCCAAGACAAGGAAUUAUCUCAAGAACUACAAAAGGCAAUGAUGAAGAAUUUCAGUUCACUGGAUCAUGAUGACAUACUUGAAAUCUUAGGAGAACCUCGCAGUCAAUUGCCAACAAGUAGUAGUUCUUUUGCUGGGAUAUUGUCAACGUCGCAAUCAUCACCUGCACAAUCUUUUACAGGGAGUAAGUCACCAAGUCUGGGAUACCUUCGCACUCUACCAACACAUAGCUCUGUGGGAAGAAUUUCAAAAAGCUGCGAGGAUGUGAGCCAAAUGCCUGUUGGCAACAAUUCUUUGUCUAAUUUUGACUAUAUGCUAAUGAGCCCUAUGUCUCCUAUGAGAGUGGACUCUUGUGAUACAGAUGAAAGUUCAACCUUAAUGGAUCACACUUCUAAUGCCAUACCUAUUCCAAUGGCAAACAAUGGAGCAGGGAGGACAGAUAAUCUAGGCUGGCUUGAUUUAAGCCUGUCACCAUCUGCACACAAUGUUACACAACAAGGAAGUGCUGAACUUUCUCACAAUAACAAUUUCGGCAAAGGAACACCCCCUGCAUUUUUGUAUGACCCUAUGACAACAUUCAAGGGCGAUGAGGCUUUGCCUUAUCUAUCUCUGUUUGACCUAGAGACUCCAACAGCACUUCAACCACCCACAGACUUUGCAGAAACAAUGGAUUACUGUAUUUAGGUUGUGUUCUGGUUGACUAUUGGUAGUUAUUUGGUAACAUAAUAUGAUGAUUAACUGUAGUAAUAAUCUAAAAUGAUAGUUGCCAUAUUGGAAAUUACUAUCAAUAGCAAAGUAAGAAAAUGUAGAUUAGUUGUUUAGGUUUAUGUACACCUCCUCCUUUUUGUGUUCUGAUAAGUAAGCCUUUUUUUCAUAGUUAAAAAUUAUGAAACUAACUCUGGCUAAUGGGAAAAUCUCUUCAUUCAUUCCUUUUUUUUACCCAAUCAAAAAUCUAUCAUAAUGUUGGUAAGACUCCUGAAACUAUGUAUUAAUUGUUCAUUAAACUUUCUAAAUUCAGAAAUAAAUCAAAACAUAUACAGAUGUGUUAGGAGAUACAUUCAAUAUUUCUAAAUUUAAGUUAGGUUAUAAAUAUAUUUGAGUUUAUUGUUCUAAACAAAUGAACUGCGGUGUGCUUUUGUGCUCUAAUGCUGUAACCAUUCUUUUAAGAAGGUUAAACCCAAUCACUCUGUUGUUGCUCUUAAAGUAGCCUGCAAAGUUGAUCAGGGGUUUUACUAGUAUGGCAUGUAAUGGAAUAUGACAGUCAUAAAUCUGUGUUCACUGCCACAACUGAUAGUAAAGGCAAUAGCCACUCAUUUUUAAAAAACAAAACUUCUCAAGCUUCUGUUAAUUAAUUCAUUGGUAUAAGGUCCAGAAACUGGCAUUUGAACUCUGGUUAAAAGACUUCUCUGUAAAGAUAGAUGCUUUUUUUUUUUUUGCUAAGUGAAGUUGGCUGAGCAUCAGCAAUAUGGCAAAAUAAUAUUGCAAUUAAUCAACCCUGUUCUAGGGGAGUUUAUCCAUCACAAAUUCCAUCAAGCUUCAUUUUGAUACUUUUGACAAUCAUCAAACCUUACAUUGUAGUGAUAAAUGCUUUCCUUAGACAGGUACAGACUUAAAUCACCUAAAAUUUAUAGUUGCUUUCCCUUGCAUCCCUCUCAGUUAUUGUUUUUAAAUGCUAUCUGUUUUUAGUUUAUUAAUUUUAAGAUCUACUAAGAGCCCCAUAGCAUUAAACUGAUUCUAGAAUUUUCCAUGGCAUCCACAAGAUAAAGGCAACUAAAAUAAUAAAUAUCACCACCUCCCACUAAAGGAAAAUUGUCUGAAUGAGUAGUGUUUUGUUGCUCAGAAAUACUUGUGAAGGUGUUCUAUGUAGAAAUAUUUUUCAAAUGGUAUUAUUAAGUGAGGCCUAUUCUAAAGAGAGAGGAGGUUUUGCUGCAUAAAGAACCAAGUCUAAGUUGCCAUGGUUCAGGUUUAGUUCAAGUCUGUAAGCAGAUAUUUAACUAAGAAAACAAGAUAAACCAUCAUUGAUCAGUGAAGAUUAAGUAAACUGCUCUUGUCAUCAGACUACUUUAAAUUUCAUUUCACGAACUUGUAAAUUUACCAGAUUCAUUUGAAAAAAAAGACAGUCACAAUAAUUGUACAUUUGCAUUCAUCUUAACCUUAGUAUCUUCCAGUUUUCUUGGAGGAGAAAGAGAAGAGUAGUGACAUUUUCCUCUCAAAUCUAGGGACAUUUACUGCAAUUCUCACAAAGAAAAUAAUUAUUACAUCAGGAACAACGAAUGCAUGAUAUUAACUUUGAGUCAAAGGAAAGACAAAUCCUAUAGUCAGCUUUUUUAAAGAAAGUCAGGAGUGGUUCACAUAUCUUUUGGAUUUUUAGACAAGAAGUCUUGUUUAUCAUUUUUGGAAAGCAAUGUUGCAUUGCAUUUAACUGCAUUUCAGAUUUCUACUUAUGUGUACUUGCACAAUUCCCUUGCUAGUUGCAGAGACCAGUUGAUGUUGUAAGUCAUUUAAUGAAGUGAGUUUGAUUGUUAGGUCCACUUUCAGUCAUUAUUUUAAUAACAUUGAAUUUCCAUAGAAUGUUUGUGGAAUAAAUUUCAUCCAGAAUUUUG
Molecule: messenger RNA, 5014 nt
Organism: Pocillopora damicornis (cauliflower coral)
Lineage: Eukaryota; Metazoa; Cnidaria; Anthozoa; Scleractinia; Pocilloporidae
Biological process (GO): positive regulation of transcription by RNA polymerase II; smooth muscle cell differentiation
Cellular component (GO): nucleus
Molecular function (GO): transcription coactivator activity
Source: RefSeq, a predicted model, not a curated record